AUGCCAGAUAAAAGAGCUCUCGAUGAGCCCUCUGACCAGGCUCCUCCUUUCAAGAGGUCUGCAUCUGCACCGAUGGUCAGCAGCAUGUCCGAUCUUUCGGUCCUAGCGACGCUCCAACAUCCUCGCAUCUCCACUGCCUCUGGCGUUUCGCCCUUUGCAGCACCGCCCUUGUUCCAGCAACCGGCACCACUCUGUUCCUUCUCCUUCGACGAAGCGCGCAAGCAGUGGCAGGAUGACCGCUCGAAGAAGUUCUACCGAGGACCACCGCCGUACAACAACCGACACCCUCACCAGAAUCGUGCACCCGCUGCGUUCGGCGCCGACCUCAACUAUGGCCUAGAGCGGUACAUACGGCGGGACGAAGACUUGCCGGAGCAUCUGGAUGCGCUCGUAGCCGCACUACAGCACAGGACGGAAUCCGCUGGCUCGGAAGCUGAGAGGGCCGAGCUGGAGCAAGAACGUAGGAAAGCAGAUGUGGUGACGUGGAGAGGAAUUGUAACGAAGAUCUGCACUGCGUACGAGCAGUCCCCCGAAGCGCGAUUUUCGGAUCCGCUCGAGCUCAACGCCAUGGUGCUCGAUGGUACACUAUACCUCGAAGAGUACACCUCUGCCUCAGCGAUGGCAGAGAAGCAGAGGAAGGAAGACGAUCCCAAGAUGCUUCGCAUGGGCUAUUACGGCUACUCGUUCGAAAGCUACUGCACCGUCGACACGGAAGAGCAGACAAGAGAGCCAUUCCGCCCGAUUCCACACAAAAAUUCGCCCGUACAUCAUCCAGCAGGUUGGGGCGGCGACGUCAACACCAACGUCCAAUGGUGUCAGGUAGUGAAAACCAAGCUGGGCAACAACCGCCUCGUCAUCGGAGGAGAAGUGGACGCCGUCCAACGCAGCGCAUCUACGGGCCGUGAGGAGCUGGUGGAGCUCAAGACUUCGAUGCAGAUGACCUCUGCCCACCGCAAUCCAGCCAAAGCCGCCGUGGAACAAGAACGGUUCGAAAAGAAGCUGCUGAAGUUCUUUUUGCAGAGUUACUUGUUGGGCAUUGGAAAGAUCGUGGUUGGUUUCCGAGAUUACCACGGGUUCUUGACAACGCAUCAGGAAUUCGAGACGCUCAGGAUCCCACGCAUGGUGCGAGCGGGACAGCCGAUCGCAGGCAGAUACGAUCAAGCGGGCAAGCCGAUGAUUCGAGAACAGUCGGUUUGGGAGCCGAAGGACGCGCUCGGAUUCGGCGAUCAGAUCCUGUCCUUUGUUCGUGAGACCAUCGCAGCUCACAGCGACGCAGCGGAGGAGAAGCAGACGGCCGCAAAGGAGGACCUUACGUCGGAAGAAGCCGAGAAAGUCAGCCAUCCAGUCUUUCGCAUCUCGUACAAAUCGCCCUUCGACCAAGUCGAGAUCCGCCUCCUCAACGAAGCCGAGAUUUUCGAACAGGCGCAAGAUUCGGGUCGCUCCGGCGAAAGAGUCGGCUUCCUCCCUCGCAGCUACUACGACUUUGUCCAGCGUCAAGCUCGACCCUAG
Molecule: messenger RNA, 1509 nt
Organism: Pseudozyma hubeiensis SY62
Lineage: Eukaryota; Fungi; Basidiomycota; Ustilaginomycetes; Ustilaginales; Ustilaginaceae
Exons: 1
Coding region: 1-1509 (502 amino acids)
Biological process (GO): nuclear-transcribed mRNA catabolic process; NAD-cap decapping
Cellular component (GO): nucleus; cytosol
Molecular function (GO): mRNA 5'-diphosphatase activity
Source: RefSeq, a predicted model, not a curated record